Messenger RNA from Nerophis lumbriciformis (worm pipefish), 1884 nucleotides. The record is from RefSeq and is a predicted model, not a curated record. Lineage: Eukaryota; Metazoa; Chordata; Actinopteri; Syngnathiformes; Syngnathidae.
AUGAGUUGGUCGGAGAGUAUCCGUCCGGCCCCGGCAGGCCGCAAGCCGCUGGGCAAGCUGGCGGCGCGCCUGGAGGAGCUGAAGAGUCCGUGGAGGCAGGUGUCGUCGCUGGAGCUCAGCCACAACGAGGCCGCCCGCCUGGCCACCGACGCUUUGCUCGAGCACGGCGAGGUCGAGUACCGCCGCGUCCUUACCGAGGAGCGAGAACUCAGUUUUCUGUCGGAGGACGAGAUCGGCUACAUCGCGCGUCACCGAGACCCGGACCCGGAGCGGGUUCGGGACCCCGACAGCAACGGCGCCGAAAUCGGAGGGGCGAGCGGGACCGGCGGCCCGCUGCUGCCUGCAGAGGGUCAUGACGACGACCGCGACGAUCUACAGGCCGAGGCCGAAGCGGGUCAAAGCGACGCCGGCGACGUCGUGUCAGAGCUGACCUCCGGGACCUACUUCCCGACCAUGACCGACGAGGAGCCGCCCGUCCUGGAACUCGGCUGGCCGGAAGCCCCGCUCAGGUACGGGCCCUCGGAAACUCAGAUCUACUUCCAGCGGGACAAGAGCGUCAACGUCAAAGACAGAAUUCGCUCGCUCAUCAAUAAGGCCAAAAAGGUGAUCGCGUUAGUCAUGGACGAGUUCAGCGACGUAGAUUUACUGUGUGACUUGAUGGAAGCGUCCAGCAAGCGCAGAGUGCCCGUCUACAUCCUCCUGGACCACAAGAAGCUUCACCUCUUCACGGACAUGUGUGCCACCCUCGACGUACACAGCGUUAACUUGAGCAACAUGCGGAUCCGCAGCGUGUGCGGCGACACGUACUGCGCCAAGAGCGGCAGGAAGUUCAGCGGGCGAGUCAUGGAAAAGUUUCUCAUCAUUGACUGCGAGGAGGUCAUCGCCGGCUCUUACAGCUUCACGUGGUUGGCGUCACAAGUCCACAGCAACGUGGUUCUGCACUUCUCGGGCUGUAUCACAGAGAGCUUCGACCGCGAGUUCCGCUGCUUGUACGCCGACUCUCAGAUCAUUGAGUGUUUUUACAACGACGAAGAUGACGAGGGGCUCCCAAAUUUCCCGGCGUACCGGGCACCGCUGAUCCCCUUGGCGCCGCUCGUCAAGGCCAACCUGCUUUCUGAGAAGCAGAGGCCCGCCUCCGAUGACUCUAGCAGCCAAUCAGGCAGCAGCUUGUCUAGUGUAAGGGCGGCGCCCCUUGCCACCUCCAACCCGGUCUACAAGGUGACCCGGGGCCAAGAGAGAGCCGAGCUGCCAGACUCCCUCCGGGGCCAGAAGCCGGUCACGCCGCGGCCCUCCUCCAAUGGCGGAACCCAUCGCAGCCCACACUUGGAGCGACGCGCUCCGAUAUACGGGCUGGAUCGAAGCAAGUCCAAGCUGCCGGUCGAGGGGGUCUGGUCCCACCGCGUGGGCCCAUCGUCUAAGUUCCAGCAACUGGGCAUGUAUGAGCAUAAAGUCCACAUGUUCCACGCCACGGCGCCGCCGCCACGCCUGCACCGGAGCCACACCCCGCCCCCACUGGUCCAGGACGGCAAACUGGGCCUCAAGCACAGGAGCUCGUCCAAUCAGUUCCUCCACAAACUGCCAGACUUCUUCAUUCCUCCGGCGGCGGUGGGCAGAGACCACUUGGCUAGGUCGGCCUCACCUCAGAGCACGGUGGCAUGGGGGGGGGCCGACCUCUCCCAGAACGAACCCGUGAGCCGGCAGGCGCCGCCUCCGCCCCCAUUGACGGGCAGCCGGGAGCAAAGCACCGGCGAGCAUGAGCAAAUCAACCGGCAUGACCAGAAGCGCAUGACUCUGGGCCACAGCAAGCUAGAUCUGGUCAACCAGUACAACAAGAUGAAGUCUAAGCAGGUUUACAGUCGCUUUGAGCUAAAGAGCUCUCAGUGA